This is a messenger RNA of Brassica napus (rape), 666 nucleotides long. RefSeq lists its product as uncharacterized. The transcript has a single exon. NCBI's taxonomy places the organism in Eukaryota, Viridiplantae, Streptophyta, Magnoliopsida, Brassicales, Brassicaceae. Bases 96 to 488 code for a protein of 130 amino acids. Gene Ontology annotation, cellular component: endoplasmic reticulum membrane; endoplasmic reticulum. The record is from RefSeq and is a predicted model, not a curated record. Gene Ontology annotation, biological process: intracellular protein transport; endoplasmic reticulum to Golgi vesicle-mediated transport.
AACGUGCGACACGUUCCUCAACAUCGUCAUUUCACUUUGGAAAAUUCAAACUCCGAAGAAACAGAUUCAGAUCCACCGAUCUAGAUCCGCGACGAAUGGCUCUCGAAUGGGUUGUGCUAGGCUACGCCGCGGCGGCGGAAGCGAUCAUGAUCGUGCUCCUGACGAUGCCGGGGCUCGACGGACUCCGCAAGGGACUCGUCGCCGUCACGCGCAACCUCCUGAAACCGUUUCUCUCGAUCGUCCCGUUCUGCCUCUUCCUCCUGAUGGACAUCUACUGGAAGUACGAGACGAUGCCUUCGUGCGACGGAGACUCCUGCACGCCGUCGGAGCACCUCCGCCACCAGAAGUCGAUGAUGAAGUCACAGAGGAACGCGAUCCUCAUCGCCGCCGCGCUCGUGUUCUACUGGAUCCUCUUCUCGGUCACUCAUCUGGUGGUCAAGAUCGAGCAGCUUAACCAGAGGGUGGAGAGGCUCAAGAACAAGGAUUGAUCUCUCGAGUCAGGUUCGAUUCAGUGCCAGUCUUUUUUUUUGGUUUUGGAGUAUUUUGAAUAUUUCAUUAUGUUAUGUUGUUUCAGUGCUUCUGAUUUGUGGAUUGAUGGACUUUAAUUAUCCUACUUUUAUAUGCUUGUUUGCUUGACAAGAUUGAGAUGGAAUUUUCAUUGGCUCA